AUGUCCGCAAAGACGACCGAAAUUAGGGCUGUUUUGGUGGACAAGAGGGCGGAUGAGGUGAUGACGGGUUGGGACUCAUCGGACGUGACACUCAUCGACGACAACACAUUUGAGUGCAACUAUUGUUGCCAUAAAAGCCAUCACUUGUCGGACAUGAGGCGACACAUUGUGGUCACUCACGCCGAAGACCGGCCGUACAAGUGUUCCCGUUGUGACAAUAGCUUCAACGUUGAGGUGAAUCUACGGCUGCAUAACUGUUGUCAACACUAUUCAGCCGAUGAUGGCAUUCCUCCCACUUGUUCCGAGUGUGACAAACACUUUAAGCGAUUGGCGUCUCUUAAGUCACACCUCACUCUUCACCAGAAGGAGGAACUGCUCAGUUGUGGUCAGUGUUCACAGCAAUUCCAGACUCACUAUUAUCUCAAUAAACACCUCAAGAAUGUCCACUUAAAUGCAUUCAAGAGACCUAAUGGCAGAUUCGGCGCCAGAGCUGCUAACUCUAUGGCCAAAAGCCAGUACUCGUGCUCUGUAUGUCACCAGUGGUUCCCAAACACCGCUCAACUCAAAGAACACCAAAAACUUCACUCAAAAAUCAAAUGGUCGCUAAAACACAAGAGCUAUAGGUCUAACAUCGAUAGGACAGGCUUUGCCCACAAGUGUGACACUUGUAAUAAAGCAUUCGCGAAGAACAGUCAACUGAUCCGACACUUGCGGAUACAUACGGGAGAGAAGCCCUUUGUGUGUNAACACAAGAACUAUAGGUCUAACAUCGAUAGGACAGGCUUUGCCCACAAGUGUGACACUUGUAAUAAAGCAUUCGCGAAGAACAGUCAACUGAUCCGACACUUGCGGAUACAUACGGGAGAGAAACCCUUUGUGUGUGAGUUCUGUGGCGCGGCUUUCAAUCAGAAGAACUCGUUAGACAUUCACCGAACCAAACAUACGGGCGAACGUCGAUAUGAGUGCCGCUUCUGUUCCGCACAAUUCAAUCAGAGCGGGAAUAUGAGGUCACAUAUCGAGCGCCUUCACGCCCCUCAGGCCAACACUCCCGCGGAACAGCUCUAUAAGUGCCCGCAUUGUAAUUGUGUCUUCAAAAGAGUCGGAAUACUCAACUGUCAUAUCAGUCGUCGGCAUCCCAUUCAGCACACAAAGAGUCAAAGUGUGGACACUAUUAACGAAUCCAAUUAUGAGUACAGACAGCAGUCGUUGAAUGAUUUAACGAUUCAAAACAAGAGUUCAAUCGACGACCGUUUGGGAGAUCUAUUGAGUAAAGCGUUGGAAAGAAGUGGCGUUAAGUCUAUGGGCAAAGACUCGGCCGACAAACAAAUCGCGCAACUCUUCGAUCCGGCGACCGGUACUCGUCAGCCGCAUAUCGUGCGACGGGUCGGCAAAAUCAGUUACCGUCAGUGCCUUUACUGUCAUAAAGAGUUCAAGAAGUCGAGCGAUUUGGUCCGUCACACGCGAAUCCAUACCCACGACAAGCCUUUCAAGUGUUCGGAAUGUUUUCGUACGUUUCGAGUGAAGGGCACUCUUUCCGCACACGAGAGGACACACGCGGCCAAAGGACUCAAGCCAUACAUCUGUCACACGUGUAAUAAGUCGUUCACAACCGCUCAGGGGUUGAAAGUUCACUCCCGAUUACAUACCGGCGCUCAGCCGUACUCUUGUGUCAAAUGCGAUAAAACAUUCCGAACAUUAGGUCUCUUGAAAUCACAUUUAUUUAGUCAUAAAAGAGCGGUUAAAGCGUCAAAAUCGACGCCAAAAGUCAACACAAACAGUCUAUUGAGAUCCAAACGGUAUAAAGUGAUCGACGAAUCUCUUCUGUCAAACAUUCAAUUGGAAGGACCCGUUAUAGUGAUGACAGCGGGUGAUAGUGAGACCGCCGCCGCCAUUCAAAGGGCCAGACCUGACGGCGGCGACCAAAUGGACGCCAAACGCAAGUAUAAGUGCGAACACUGCGAGAAGGCGUUCAAGAAGUCCUCCCAUUUAACACAACACAAACGCUCGCAUACGGGCGAAAAGCCAUUUCAAUGCGAUAUAUGUUUGCAGCUGUUUGUGGCCAAAGGGAGUCUUAAAAUCCAUUUGCAGACCCACUCGGGAGUCAAACCAUUCAAAUGCAUUGAAUGUCCGUUUGCCUGCUCUACCAAAGGGUCACUCACGCGCCACAUGACUCGGCACAGGGAUGUCAGGCCAUAUAUGUGUCCCUAUUGUCAAAAGACUUUUAAAUCAAGCCUUAACUGCAAGAAACACAUUAAAUUACAUAAGAAUGAGUUCGCACUCCAAUUGAUUAAAGACAUUGUCAACAAAAGACAGCAAAACAUUGUCUUUGAAAAUACUGCAAUCGAUGAAAAUGAACAACAGAUUGAAUAUACAGAAGUUAUCAAUGAAUUACCAAUAAAUGAAAUACACGUUAAUCUAAGCGGUAUUACUGUAGAAGAAGAGGUGUCGAACCACACCAACACUAUUGAACCCGAAGAGCCAUCGAUUGGUAGCAAUUCCAGUGUUCCCAUGAGUGCAGACAAUGUGCGGCCGUAUCGUUGCUCUGUGUGUGGACUUUGCUUCAAACAGUCGUCGCAUUUGAGUCAACACAGUCGGCGACAUACGGGAGAAAAGCUGUUCGCAUGCGAUGUAUGUCUGCGGACUUUUGUCACUCAAAGCGCUCUCAGCACUCAUCGCAACACUCACUCACUUAUUAAGGACUUUUGUUGCGAUGUCUGUCCGGCAAAGUUUGCUUCAAAGAGCUCCGCGCGCCGGCACUCCAACACUGUCCACGCCGUUCGUCUACUCCUGUGUCCGCACUGUCCAUCCAAUUGGAAGACAGAGUCGGCGCUCAAUCGACACGUCGAGACCAAUCACACAAAUGUUAUGUUCGAUGAAAAAUCCUUAUUAUCAAACCCACUGAUGGAUUAUACAGAAGUUAUCAAUGAAUUACCAAUAAAUGAAAUACACGUUAAUCUAAGCGGUAUUACUGUAGAAGAAGAGGUGUCGAACCACACCAACACUAUUGAACCCGAAGAGCCAUCGAUUGGUAGCAGUUCCAGUGUUCCCAUGGGAGCAGACAAUGUGCGGCCGUAUCGGUGCUCUGUGUGUGGACUUUGCUUCAAACAGUCGUCGCAUUUGAGUCAACACAGUCGGCGACAUACGGGAGAAAAGCCGUUCGCAUGUGAUGUAUGUCUGCGGACUUUUGUCACUCAAAGCGCUCUCAGCACUCAUCGCAACACUCACUCACUUAUUAAGGACUUUUGUUGCGAUGUCUGUCCGGCAAAGUUUGCUUCGAAGAGCUCCGCGCGCCGGCACUCCAACACUGUCCACGCCGUUAGUCUACUCCUGUGUCCGCACUGUCCAUCCAAUUGGAAGACAGAGUCGGCGCUCAAUCGACACGUCGAGACCAAUCACACAAAUGUUAUGUUCGAUGAAAAAUCCUUAUUAUCAAACCCACUGAUGGAUCAGUUGCCUGAAUGUGACAUCAAUGUGUCGCAGAUCCUUGAGUUGUGUCAACAGGAGUCGGACCACACGCUCACCACUAAAGAGUGUGCCGACAGAGGGGCCGAAACACUCAAUGAAAGCUCUUUCGAGAUUAGCACCGAUUCCACCGCAAGUGUUGUUCACUUAAAUAAAUGCGAUUUUUGUUCAAAAAGUUUCAAAAAGCCAUCAGAUCUGGUGAGACAUCGGCGGACACACACCGGCGAGAAGCCAUUCGUGUGCGACAUUUGCAAUAAACGGUUUACUGUGAAGUCGACGCUCGACUGCCAUCUUAUUACUCAUAAAGGCGUUAAGAACUUCAAGUGCGAAGUCUGUAACACUUGUUUCGCCACUAAUGGCAGUCUUAAAGUCCAUCAAAGACUUCACACCGGUCUCAAACCAUUUGAAUGCGAUGUAUGCGGAGAGCGGUUCCGAACGUCCGGUCAUAGGAAGGCACACAUUGCCAAACAUAACAAUCAUAGCAACAAUACUUCAGUCCCAGUAUUACCACGAAUGUCACAAAUGGUGUCUAAAGUGACUCCGACUCCACAAAUUUCUGUACCAGAAGUGAAUCAUACGAUUGGCGGCGAUAUAAUGAUCGCUUUAUCGACGAAUCCGAGCGUCAAUCAAAUGGUCAACACUUGCAAUACAUUUCAGAUGGAAAGCACACUAUUGUCGCAGAUCUUCCAAUUGGAUCCAUUGAUUUUACAACAAUUGCAAUCUCAAGGAUUCAUUAUCACCGAUACAGACGUCACUGAUCUGAACGGCGACACACCGUUGACAGCCAUCGAGACGACCACAGCUCUCUUCUGA
Molecule: messenger RNA, 4275 nt
Organism: Medioppia subpectinata
Lineage: Eukaryota; Metazoa; Arthropoda; Arachnida; Sarcoptiformes; Oppiidae
Source: the annotation of a GenBank genome assembly